CCACAUAGAUAUUUUUACCACGUCACACACGUCAACUGUCACACUUGUCAUUGAUUUAAACAGUGUUUUCAUUUCACUUUUCAAUCAAUUUGAACGAAUUAAACCUAAAAAAUGCCCGAAGUAGACAUGGACUGGCCUUGGCAAUACAAUUUCCCACCCUUCUACACCCUCCAACAGCACCCGGAAACCCGAGCGAAGCAGGUGGACGCCUGGAAAUCUCUCAUACUGAACUAUUGCGAGCAAACCAAAACCUACACGAUAGACGUAAGAGAAACCGAAAAUCCUCUGUUCAACAACACCACAAUCAACAGAAAACUGGACGGAGGCGUUAUAACAUCCAUAUUGAGCGAGCUGCAGCGCACGGGCAACGCCUGUCCCAUCGACAAGAACAAACACCGUUGGGAAAUCUACUGGCACACCAUCGAAGAAUGGGCCGCUAUAAUUUACGAUUUCGUCAACGAGAGGGGCCUGCAGAACACGGUGGUUACUUUGUACGAACUAACGCAAAGCGAAGAUAACAAGGAGUUGAUGUUCUACGGAAUGCAUCGUGAAGUUCUGAUCAAGGUGUUACGGGAGCUCGAGAACCAACGAAAGUGCGAAUUGAUAUUGGACGAUGACGUAGAAGGCGCGAAAUUUUUCUAGAAUCGCUUAGUAAGGUUUAUUUUACGUUUAAUUUUAAUAUAUACACGAAGUUUUA
Messenger RNA from Phyllotreta striolata, 697 nucleotides. NCBI's taxonomy places the organism in Eukaryota, Metazoa, Arthropoda, Insecta, Coleoptera, Chrysomelidae. The record is from the annotation of a GenBank genome assembly.